This is a messenger RNA of Chaetomium strumarium, 777 nucleotides long. RefSeq lists its product as uncharacterized. NCBI's taxonomy places the organism in Eukaryota, Fungi, Ascomycota, Sordariomycetes, Sordariales, Chaetomiaceae. The transcript has a single exon. The record is from RefSeq and is a predicted model, not a curated record. Bases 1 to 777 code for a protein of 258 amino acids.
AUGGUACCCAACACCCGCCUCUCUUCUCUUACCUCGAAAUGGGCAAUUGGGUUGGUCGUCUUGCCACUGGUCAUCCCGGCCACCUACCUGCUCUACCUCGAUCGCGCAGUCUCAAAACAGUUCAAGACGGCAACUGGCAUCCGGAACCGGAGGAAAGCCACCAGAGCCCUCCCAGCUGAGAUAUCCAGACCGAAGUCCUUGCCCCCAGAAGUUGACUCGGAUGACUCGGAAUGGGUCCUCGCCUGCGAGCGUGUCGUCUCGAUGCCCGUACGACCGCGCUGCCUGCUGUACGGCGAGCCGAAGACAGAAGUGUCGGGCAUCUUGACGACGUACAUCCGCGCAAGCAUGACCGCCUUCAGCUGGACACCGCAGGCGUUUAUCCUGUGGGCAUCAGCCGGUGAUAGUGCGGCGAGGGAGACAUUCCGUGCGCAGUUCAUCCGGAACCUGGAGUUCCGCCACGGCGACCGAGUGAACGGGUUUUGGCGCGUCAUAUAUCGCGGGACUGCAGCGAUGCAUGGCGAUUGUGGUGAGCGUCUGGAAAUGGCGCUGGAUCCCCCGACCAAUUAUCGAGGCCCGGUCGUCAGGGGCUUGAUUGUGGCUGCGGUGGAGGAGCAGAGUGACGGGAGCAUCGUGGUUGUCAAUGAGACGUGGAUGUGGAGGAAGCAGAGUGAAAGUCCGCUGUUGUUAGAACGUGGUGUCGGUCAAUGGCUGCACGUUCUGUUGUCCGAGUGGCUUGUGAUGAAGGGUGUGAGAGCUGUGGUGGAGAGGUCAAAAUAA